Messenger RNA from Penicillium griseofulvum, 3291 nucleotides. Its product is annotated as putative DUF814 domain protein. The record is from RefSeq and is a predicted model, not a curated record. Gene Ontology annotation, cellular component: RQC complex. Gene Ontology annotation, biological process: ribosome-associated ubiquitin-dependent protein catabolic process; rescue of stalled cytosolic ribosome. Lineage: Eukaryota; Fungi; Ascomycota; Eurotiomycetes; Eurotiales; Aspergillaceae. The coding region runs from base 1 to 3291 and encodes 1096 amino acids. Gene Ontology annotation, molecular function: tRNA binding; ribosomal large subunit binding. The transcript is spliced from 4 exons.
AUGAAGCAGAGAUUCUCGUCCUUGGACGUUAAGGUCAUUACACAGGAAUUGGCGUCGGAGUGCGUCAACCUCCGGGUGUCCAACAUUUACGACCUAUCUUCGCGUAUAUUCCUCUUCAAACUCGCCAAGCCAGACCAUAGACGUCAACUCAUCAUUGAUUCCGGUUUUCGCACUCAUGUCACCCAAUACUCGCGAACCGCGGCAACCACACCUUCGCCAUUCGUAACCCGUCUCCGAAAGUACCUGAAGUCUCGUCGGAUUACAGGCAUCUCUCAAAUUGGCACUGACCGUAUCAUCGACAUCUCAUUCAGCGAUGGCGCAUACCACAUCUUCCUCGAAUUCUUCGCAGGUGGUAACAUUAUCUUGACAGAUCGCGAGUACAACAUUCUUGCUUUCUUCCGUCAGGUUGCGGCCGGUGUGGGUCAGGAAGAGAUCAAGGCCGGACUCAAGUACACUGUGUCUAAUAAGCAGAACUAUGACGGGGUUCCGGACAUCACAGCGGAUCGAAUUUUGCAGACACUAGAAAAGGCACAGGCAUUUUCUGCCCAAGAGGGAAAUGCGCCCAAGAAGUCCAAGAAAAAGCCAACAGAUGUUUUGCGAAAGGCAUUGUCGCAAGGCUUUCCCGAAUAUCCUCCGUUGCUCCUAGACCACGUCUUUGCGGUCAAAGAAUUUGAUACUACAGUGCCAUUGGACCAAGUCUUGGGGAGCCAAGAUCUGUUGCAGGCCGUGAAAGAGGUGUUAGAAGAAUCACAACGGAUUUCGAACUCUUUUGAUUCUGGCGACAGCCAUCCAGGCUACAUUGUUGCGAAAGAAGACACGCGGCCUAUCCCGGAAGGGGAGACUUCAUCAAAAGCCCCGAAUCUGUUGUAUGAGGACUUCCACCCUUUCAAACCUCGACAGUUCGAAAAUAAACCAGGAAUCAAGAUUCUGGAGUUCGAGCGCUUCAAUGCCACGGUCGACGAAUACUUCUCAUCUCUUGAAUCUCAGCGACUCGAGUCGCGAUUGACAGAGCGCGAGGAGGCAGCUAAGAAGAAGCUCGAAUCCGUGCGAUCAGAGCACAAAAAGCGAAUCGAUGAGCUCAAAAACGUACAAGAGCUUCACAUCCGUAAAGCGGAUGCUAUUCAGGACAAUGUUUACCGAGUCCAGGAGGCAAUGGAUGCAGUCAAUGGACUGGUGGCCCAAGGGAUGGACUGGGGUGAGAUUGCCCGACUGAUUGAGAUGGAACAGGGUCGCGGCAAUCCAGUGGCGCAGACCAUUAAGCUGCCCCUCAAACUGUACGAAAACACGGUCACACUACUUCUCGGAGAAGCCGGCGAUGACGAGGAUGAAGACGAGGAGUUUUCUAGCAGCGAUGAAUCAGACUCCGACUCGGAGAAAGAAGCAGAGCAAGAGAAGGGCCGUGCAGAACGAGAGUCUAAGCUUCUGACCAUUGAUAUUGACCUUGGGUUGAGCCCAUGGGCGAACGCAUCGCAAUACUAUGACCAGAAGAAGCAAGCCUCAGAGAAGGAGCAAAGAACAGCCCAGUCGUCCACGAAGGCACUGAAAAGUCACGAGAAAAAGGUGACGAUUGACCUCAAAAAAGGCUUGAAGAAAGAGAAGCAAGUACUUCGACAGGCUCGCACGCCAUUCUGGUUCGAAAAAUUUAUCUUUUUCAUUUCUUCGGAGGGUUACUUGGUUAUAGGUGCACGGGACGCUAUGCAAAGCGAAUUACUGUACCGGCGUUAUUUGUCUAAGGGCGAUAUCUUUGUCCACGCUGACCUCGAAGGUGCUACGCCAAUCGUGGUGAAGAACCGACCUGGUAGUGCAGACGCUCCAAUCUCUCCUAGCACAUUAUCUCAAGCAGGUAACCUCUGCGUCGCGACUUCAAGUGCUUGGGAUUCUAAGGCCGUGAUGUCUGCUUGGUGGGCGCAUGCUCACCAGGUAUCCAAAACCGCAGACAAUGGUAGUGGAAUCCUGCCCACGGGUGUUUUCCAAAUUAAAGGAGAGAAGAACUUCUUGGCCCCAUCGCAACUAGUGCUUGGAUUUGGUAUUAUGUUCCAAAUCAGCCAGGAAAGCGUUCGAAACCAUAAGCAGCGAUUUGACACACCUGACGUUCCACAAGCUGCUAUAACUCCUACAGAUGAGACAGAGGCUUCUAAGCCCAAGGACGCCAUGGAGUUAGAAGCUUCAGGGCAGGCGGAUGCUACCGAAGAGGUCACUGAAGUCACAGACAAGGAAAACGCAGAGAAGAAAGAUACAGAGAAGGAAGAUGCAGGAUCCGAGGAGGAGGAUGAAGACGACAAAGCUGCCACCAGAAACCCUCUCCAGCGUGGUGAUUCCGGGCUCGCCUCUCAACCAAUUCAAGAACCGGAGUCUGAGUCUGAGCCGGAGCCAGAAGCCGCUGAAGAUCAGCUGGAGGGAGAAGAGGCUACAUCCACUGCAGGUCAAGACUCUGUGUCCGAGCAAAAUGAAGAAACGAGCCUGAAUGCUCGAGAGCGACGUACCUUGCGACAAGGCAAGCCGCUUGACCGCUCCGGCGAGCAAGAAGCAGCUGCACCACGCAUCGCGCCCACUCGCGGCAAGCGAGCGAAGGACAAGCGCGCUGCUGCCAAGUAUGCCCAUCAAGAUGAGGAUGAGCGAGAACUUGCUCUUCGCUUGGUGGGUGCCAAUAAGGGCAAAGCCGCUAAGGCAGCUAAGGCAGCUGAAGCAAAGGAACAGCGUGAACGAGAGGCCGAGGCGCAAAGGCAGCGACGACGGGCUCAGCAUGAGCGUGCCGCCGAAGCUGAGCGCAAACGCCAGGCCCAAUUCACGGAAAAUGGAACGGAUGAUUACAAUGAGGAGACAGCUGCCGCCGAAGCUGCAGAUCUCACUUGGAUUCCAGCCUUGGUGGGUACACCAACUACAGAUGACGAAAUUAUUGCUGCUAUUCCUGUAUGUGCUCCAUGGGCUGCCCUUGCACGCUACAAAUACAAAGUUAAGCUGCAGCCUGGCUCCGUGAAGAAGGGCAAGGCCGUCAAGGAGAUCAUUGGUCGGUGGGUAUCUGAGACCACCACCGGGAAGGUCAAGAAAGAGCACGCUGAAGAUCUUGGUAUCUCUCGUGUUGAUGCCGAGCGCCUCCGGGAACGGGAGGGAGAGCUCAUCAAGGGCUGGAAGGAUACAGAGAUUAUCAACACUAUGGUUGUGGGCAAGGUACGCAUCAUGACUGCAGGAGCUGGAAGUGCUGGAGGUGGUGACAAGGGCAAGGGCAAAGGUGGAAAGGGUGGUGGUGGAGGUGGAGGUGGCAGAGGAGGUGGCAAGAACAAGAAGAAAUGA